AUGUCGAACAUGAGGGUGGCGGUGGUGGGUGGCGGCACUAGCGGGCUGAUUUCCGGUUACAUUCUGGCGAAAGAAGGGGUGAAAGUGGUGUUGUACGAGAAGGAAACUCGCUUAGGCGGCGGCCAUGCUAAUACUGUUACUGCUACUGAUGGUACUGAGUUGGAUAUUGGAUUAAUCGGCUUUUGUAAUGUUACAAAUCCUAACACGACUGAGUUGUUAGAGAGUCUCGGAAUCGAAAUGGGGCCCACCGACACGUCAUUCUCCGUGAGCUUGUCCGGCGGGCAAGGAUGCGAGUGGGGGAAUCGGAACGGGUUUUCGAGUUUGUUUGCACAAAAGAAGAAUCUAUUGAAUCCGUAUUUUUGGAAAAUGGUUAGAGAAAUCACUAAGUUCAACGAUGAUGCAAUAAAAACGAUAAAUUCAAGAAUUUUUUCGAUUGUGUUUCGUAGGUAUAUUGCAGAGCUAGAAAACAAUCAAGACGUCGAUAGAAACGAGACGCUCGAUCACUUUGUUCAAUCACGGGGCUACUCCGAGUUAUUCCAGAAAGCUUUUCUUAUUCCGACUUGUGCUUCGAUAUGGUCAUGCUCGUCAAGCUUAAAGAGCCUCUCCGCUUAUUCCGCACUUUUGUUUUUGUGUAAUCACCACGCUUUGCAGCUCUUUGGUCCCACUCAACGGGUAACUCCGAAACUCCGUUCGCAAAAUUACGCAGAUAUAGUGAAGAAAGAGCUGGAACUUAGAGGUUGCUUAAUAAAAACCAAUUCUGAAGUGUAUUCAGUUUUGACAAAUGACGAGGGUUGUGUUGUUAUAACUUGUAAGGAUGGCUCGGAAGAAGUAUACGACGGGUGCAUAAUUGCUACAAAUACUCGUAAUGCGCUGAAAAUAUUAGGCAAUAAAGCGACGCACGACGAAUCAAGAAUACUCGGCGCAUUUCAAUACGCAGACAGCGACGUUUUCCUUCAUCGUGACGAAAAUUUAAUGCCGAAGAAUCCAACAGCUUGGAGCUCGUCGAAUUUUCUAGGAACUAUCGAAAAUAAAGUGUAUAUAACUUAUUGGCUCAAUGCAGUUCAGAAUAUUAGCGAGACGGGACUUCCGUAUUUAUUAACUGUUAAUCCACCCCAUAAACCCGAAAAUACUUUGCGAAAGUGGUCAACUAGUCAACCGAUCCCAUCACUUGCUGCAUCGAAAGCUUUAGCCGAGCUUAAUCUCAUCCAAGGAAAGAGACGAAUAUGGUUUUGUGGAGCUUAUCAAGACUAUUUCUUCCAUGAGGAUGGACUUCAGGCAGGUUUACUUGCUGCAAACAGUUUGCUCGGAAAAAAAGUAUUUACUUUACGAAAAAAUCCGAAACAAAUGAUACCAUCGUGGACCGAAGCAGGGGCACGGAUCUUUGUGAUUCGGUUUCUUCGACGAUUCAUCGUUGCAGGCUGCUUAAUUUUAGCGGAAGACGGAGGUACGGUAUUCACGUUUGAAGGCUCUAGAAAGACGAGCGAUUUAAAAAUCUCGUUGAGAGUACACAAUCCCCAGUUUUAUUGGAAGCUUGCAAUAGAAGGUGACUUAGGACUCGCCGAUGCGUACAUCGAUGGUGAUUUCUCGUUCGUGGAUAAGGACAAAGGUCUUGUCAACCUUAUUAUGUUAUUUAUAGGCAAUAUUGAGUUGAAUGAUUCGGCGUCGAAGUUGAACAAGAAAAGGGGAUGGUGGACGCCGUUGGUUUUCACUUCUAUAAUAGCAUCCGGCAGGAAUUUCUGUAAGCUUCUUUCGGAGAAGAAUACGCUAACUCAAGCGCGUCGAAACAUUUCGAAGCACUACGAUCUUAGCAACGAACUCUUUUCUCUGUUUCUGGAUGAUACAAUGACCUACUCGUGUGCACUAUUCCAGGAUUCGGGUGAAGAGUUGUUGAGUGGACAAAUCAGGAAACUCGAUUCUUUGAUAAAAAAGGCGAAAGUCGAUAAGAAGCAUCACAUUCUAGAAAUCGGAUGCGGUUGGGGAAGUUUUGCAAUUGAAGUAGUGAAAAGGACCGGAUGCAAAUAUACAGGAAUCACACUCUCGAUCGAACAAUUGCAGUAUGCCGAAAUUAAAGUUAAGGAAGCUGGUUUGCAGGAUCGAAUUAAAUUUCUUCUUUGCGACUAUCGCCAAUUGCCCGACGGAUGCAAAUACGACCGGAUAAUAUCAUGUGAGAUGUUGGAAGCUGUGGGGCACGAUUACAUGGAAGAAUUUUUCAUGUGCUGUGAAUCUGCAUUAGCAGAAAUGGACUUUUCGUUCUUCAAGUGA
Messenger RNA from Erythranthe guttata (spotted monkey flower), 2262 nucleotides. The record is from RefSeq and is a predicted model, not a curated record. NCBI's taxonomy places the organism in Eukaryota, Viridiplantae, Streptophyta, Magnoliopsida, Lamiales, Phrymaceae.